AAGACGGAUACGCUGCAUAGUGGGUAAUUUGCUGCAACUGGCUGCAGGUGUGUUUCAUGAAUGUGCACAUCGUAAUAGUUUUAUUUUAAUUUUCUGACCCACUGUGUAGCUGAAUAAAGGCACUAAAUCCAUCAGUCAGGCCUUUUUCGUGUAGUUCCAAACACAGCGCAGUCAAUUCGCCCAAACAGCUUCUACACUCCUCCGUUGUGGAAAACUUUGCUGACAUUUCUAACUUAGUGCCCUGAUGGAAUGCUGUCUGGCUCCUGCCUGCAGAGUCAGGUACACUGGCAUGGAGAAGAAACUUGAUGAAGUAGAGCUGAGAGAGGACGUGGAGGAAAACCACUGCAAGGAAAACCAGACCAGAAACACCCCGAGGCAUGGUGAACGGUUGUCACCUGAUCAUGGAGACAUGCAGGGGGUGAAACCACAAGAUAGACGGGACCAGAAACAAAGGGAAGAGAAACAGACCCUGGAAGAGAAAGAAGGGUUUUCCCACCAGCAGCAGAUCAGAGCUGCGGGGUCAGGUGGAUGUGUGGUGAAGAAAAGUAUCAGGUCCUCUGUCAAGGGCGUGUCCAAUCACAGCUCCCAGGACAAAGACACAGGACGGCAUGGAGACGAGCCCAGGGGACAUGGACCUUUUUAUUACUUUGGUGGAACCAAUGGAGCAGAAAUAGUGAGCAGUUACUGUGAGAGCAGAGGCUGGAAGAGGAUUUACAACAAGAACAGAGAAGAUUUCAAAAUCAAGUGGUGUGAGACCAAGUCUCCAGCCGUCUACUGCAACUUCAGAGAAGGUGAGCAGUUGAUAUUUCAGAUUCCCAACAACAAAGUUCUCACCACUAAGAUCGGCCUCCUCAGCAGCCUGCGGGAGUACGAGAGAGUCUGCAGUAAAGUCAACCACGGCCGAGGACUCAGGAGGCUGAAGAUGGAGGAAUUCAUUCCCACCACCUUCCGCAUGGAUGUGAGGGCAGAGAGGGAUGCUUUCUUUGUCCAACAGGAGGGUGUGAAGAACAAGGAGACUCCUAUGUGGAUCUGUAAGCCCACGGGUCUGAACCAGGGCAGAGGAAUCUUUCUGCUGAGGAGCCGGGAGGACUUGGCUGCCUUCAAACUAAAACUGCUACAGAGGGAAGAGAGUCAGGCCAACAGGAAGGUACAUCCCUGUAAGCCUCAGGGUCGCAUUGUCCAACAUUACAUCCACAGUCCCCUCCUUCUGCAAGGCAAAAAGUUUGACAUCCGCUCCUACCUCCUCAUCGCCUGCACUACACCUUUCAUGGUCUUCUUUCGCCAUGGUUAUGCACGACUGACCUGCGACCUCUAUGACCCAAACUCCAGCAAUCUCACUGCCCACCUGACCAAUCAGUACAUGCAGAAGAAGAACCCUCUGUACAGUGAGCUGAAGGAGGACACGGUGUGGUCCAUGGAGAACUUCAACACCUACGUCAAUGACCGCUUCAGUGUUGCUAAGGGUCUGCCCAGGGACUGGGUCCUGGGCCCCUUCACAAGACGGAUGCAGCGCAUCAUGACACAGUGUUUCUUCGCAGUGAAGUCCAAGUUAGACCGCAGACUUGGUGUCUUUGACCUGAUUGGCUGUGACUUCAUGGUGGAUGAGGACUUUAAGGUGUGGCUUUUGGAGAUGAACUGCAAUCCAGCGCUGCAUACAAACUGUGUGGUGUUAAGGGAGGUCAUACCCAGCACUGUGGUGGAGUCACUGGAUCUAACUUUUGAGAUCUUCAACAAGUGUCGUCGCAGACAGAAACUUCUGCCUUUGGCCAGUCAGAGGGACUUUGUUCUUCUUUUCAAUGGAGAUUUCCCUCAUUGUUCAGGACAGACCUGCAAAAAUGACAAAAACUAUGAACCCCUCCAGAAAACCCCUCCCAAGAUACAAAAGACUGAGAGAAAAAGGUGCAAAUCAGGGACGGAAGGCAAAAGUGUGUUUGCUGUAUGUCCUGAUAAUUGUAUAAAUGAUGUGGAAAGUGUUGAGGCAAAGGGUUGUUCAAAAACCAGCAAUGAGAAAGCCCCAGCUCCUUCUCAAAAAAUAUCACCAGAUGAGAAAGCUUCACAUCUACAGAGCAGCAUUAGCAACAUGCCAACAGUGAAGAGAAAGAGCCUCAGGCCUCGAGUCAAACCUCAACUGAGCAAAUGUCCCGUACAUUUAAAGGACACAGGAGUUAGGAGACCAUCAAAGACUCAGUCUCAUGUCUCAUGAGGAACAGGGCAUCGUGUCAGUAUCAUCAUCACAACUUAGAGGAGGUAGUGUUGUUUCUAGCUGUAUGGAGACUACACUGUUGUGUUUUCAGGUUAGAGUUGCUGUGUGUGUGUUUAUGAACACGGCAGAUGAGAGGAAGCUGUGGAAAAACAGUUCACAGAUGAUACAGAAAGUUCACUGUAUAAACAAGAAGUGGAAGUGUGACUCACGGGGGCAUAAAUAAACAUGUGAUCUAAAAUCA
Messenger RNA from Cynoglossus semilaevis (tongue sole), 2444 nucleotides. It is a transcript of the gene ttll10, whose product is annotated as tubulin tyrosine ligase-like family, member 10. The transcript is spliced from 11 exons. NCBI's taxonomy places the organism in Eukaryota, Metazoa, Chordata, Actinopteri, Pleuronectiformes, Cynoglossidae. Gene Ontology annotation, biological process: protein polyglycylation. The record is from RefSeq and is a predicted model, not a curated record. Gene Ontology annotation, molecular function: protein-glycine ligase activity, elongating. The coding region runs from base 245 to 2203 and encodes 652 amino acids.